CUUGUUGGUGUUUCGAAAAACGGUGACGUCACGAAAAUUUUAAAUACGAACGCGUUCGGCUCGCAAGUUUCAGUGCGUGGUGCGAUCUAGUGAAGUGACUACGUGGUGCUUAUAGUCGAUAAAAAUGAAGCCACUACAGGCAGUGGUGGCCAUCUGCCUGGUCCUCGCCAUAGGCGCUCGCUCCGAAACCCUCGAGAACACCAAGGAGUCUACCAAAGACGUCAUUUCAGAAUCUGAACAAAGCGAACCUCAAGCAAGAGCCGAACGCUGCACAAGCUGCUCAGGAGGCGUCAAGCUAAGCUUCAAAUCUCCCAACGAUGUGCUUGCAGCGAUUCAAGCGCUGCCCGGAGGAGAAGUCCACACUCAGCAGUCUUUCGAAGGCUGCUCAAGCGACAAGGGCUGCGCUGGACUGAAAGUAAAAGAUGGACGCGUCGUCGAAAAGUUCGGAAACGUAGACGCGUUCCAAGCAGCUGCAGCCGCUGAUACUGGCAACGAAUUCCAGUUCCAUGCUGGCGGUGGUUUGGGAAAUGUCUUCGAAGGUGGCAUCCCUGAUGGAGGUCCAUUCUGGUGGAUGAACCAGAACUCGCCAUUCAAAAACGGCGCCGCUGGAGGAAACUUUGAAAAAUUCAGCAAAUCGUCCAGCUCUUUCACUAGCAGCGGAACAGCAGGCGCUGGUGGCGUUGAUAUCGCUGCGAAUCCAUUCCUGAACGGUGAUUUCUCGAAACUGGCAGGAGGAUUCGCUGCUGGUGCUGAAUCUAAGCCCGGAUUCUCGUCUUCUUCAUUCGAAUCGUCCUCCUUCAGUUCUUCAAGCAAAGGGGACGUUGAUAUCUCGAAGAACCCCUUCCUGAAUGGAGGCGUUAAGUUCGGACAGAACGGUUUCGCCGCGCAAGGCGGAUUUGGAGCUGGAAGCGCGCAGUUUGGCGCUGGAGCGGCCGGUGCUGGUCAAUCAGGCGCAGGACAAUCCGCUAGUCAAUUUGGAGCAAGCCAAAGCGCUUUCUCUGCAUCUAACAACGCAUUCGGAGCUCAGGGCAGUCAAGGAGCUGGAGCUGGAAACAGCGGGCUCACAUCAGGAUCCGCUCAAGGCGGUGCCUUCGGCGGCAGCUUCUCCGGCUCUGCCUUCAAUUCUGCGUCCAACAAAUUCGGUGCUUCAGGAUAUACCGGAUCCUCUCCCAGCCCAUUCACGGCUUCAACCGGUUCCAACGUGAACCUGAUCCAAAGUUCGCAAAAAGGCAGUGAAUUCGACUUCGAACAGCAGCAGCAAACGCAGCAGAACAUCGAUGAGGCUUUCCAAUCGACUGGAAAUGUGCAUGCCCAUGAGCAUUCUGGUGGAGACUUGCAGCAGACCUGUGCUGGACAAGGCUACGUGUGCGUCCACAAGGCUCAGUGCAACAACGGUGUAGUGAACACGAACGGAGCUGGUGUUGUCCAGGCGAGAACCCAGAAACAAUACUGUAACACGAGAACCGAAAUCUGCUGCCGGAUUGAAGUCUCCUCAGUUGGAGCUGGAAGCGUUCAAGGAUCCUCAAGCUUUGGAGCCCAAGGCCAAUCAGCGUUCGGUGCGACCAACAACAGAGGAACAAGCAAAUUCGGUGUGUCCGGAUCAGUCGGAACUGGACUUGCACCCCCUGCUAACAAAAUCAACAACGUAUAUAAAUCCACUAGCCAGUCCAACUUCGUCGAGACGGAUUCCUUCUCAGCUGGCAGUGAGGUCGCUGGCGUGUUCCGACCUGGCGCAGGCCCUGGUCUGAAGCCUGGAAUUCCUUACCUACCUCCAGUAGACACUGUGACCCAACCUUCCUUCAUCAGCUCUACUUCUGUCCCUUUCACCACCACCCCUAAACCUUUCGUUCCGGUCCGCCCUCCAGUGACUCCCCCUAGGCCCUACCUUCCUCCUGUCACUGUAACUACCUCCACGUCUGCUCCAGGAUAUCUGCCUCCAGAUGUAGUACCUGGUGAAUCUAAAGAUCCACCACCGUAUUACGUCACAGGAUCGCUUUUAAAGGAACCAUUCUUAACCACGCCGUCGCCCGCCAUCCCAGACACCCCUUCAGGAUGCGCUGCGGCUCUGAAGUGUACCCCCAUUGAGUUCUGUACAGCUGAGGGAGUCAUCUCCACCACCCCUGUUGUUCUGACCAGAGACCAGGAGGCGUACAGAGUGCCUUUGACGGACUGCAAAGACGUUGGAACCGGUACAAUCGGCAAGUGCUGCAGAGACCCGCUCUACACCGAUCCCUGGCCCACCAACCAGCUCGGCAAAUGGGUGCCCGGCGUAUUCGGUGGGAACGACGGGAAAUAUGUGCCCGACAGCAAUCCUCAAUCAAACAAUCCUCGCGGGCAGGUCACUGGAAGACCGCCGGUCACUGGUUCAGUGAUCCGAAACGAGUACAAGCCCUCAACUCCUGGUCCCUAUGGUCCCAACCAAGUGACCCCUGGAUUCCCCUCAAGCACCGUAUCGUCCUUCAAAGGACAGGGCUCAGUUACAUCAUUCGGGCAAGGACAGUACAGCCAAGGCGGUGUAGGACAGUACAGCAAAGGAGGUCAAGGUCAAUACACUGUGGGAGGCCAAGGUCAAUACACUGUGGGAGGCCAAGGUCAAGUCUCGCAAGGCGGCAAGACUCAGUUCGUCCAGAGAGAACAGACUCAGUUCGGCCAAGGCGGACAAGGUCAAGUUGGAAUUGGAGGACAAGGUCAAGUCGGAAUUGGAGGACAAGGUCAAUUCGGGAUUGGACAACAAGGACAGAUUGGAAUCCAACAAGGUGGUGGCCAGACGCAGACUGCACAAGGAACUCAAUUCAGCACUAACACCCAAUCGUUUGGCCAAAAGGGUCAGGGUCAAGUCGUGAGGCAAGGUCAAGGGUCAUACGUUGAACAAGGACAAGGAAGUUUCGGAGUGGGAGGAAGAGGACAAUACACUGUGGGAGGACAGGGUCAACUGGAGAUUGGAGGAGGCGGUGCCCAAGGUCAGUUCACCCAAGUCCAAGGAGAAACCCAGAAGACAUUCGGCCAAGGAUCAGGAUUCGGUAUCGGUAUCGGCCAAGGACAGACUGGUUUCGGCAUCUCUACUGGUUUCGGCCAAGGGGUCAUUCAGGGUCAAGGCCAAGGAGUCCGCCAAGGUUUCGGUUCAGCCAUCCAGCAAGGUUUUGGCCAAGCGAUCGUCCAAGGGGAAGGGGAAACAAGCGCUUCCGAAGGAGUGUACCGAGUGUUCUUGGGACGAUACAGCGGCGGCAACGGACAGUGCGGACUUCUGAACGGUCAGAAGCCUUACGGAAACCGCAACGACCUGGAGGUAGAUUUCGCCGAGAUCCCAUGGCAAGCUAUGGUCCUUCUCCAGACGAACAGAAGCCUCCUCUGCGGUGGAGUCAUCACCAGACCUGAUGUAGUGGUUACUUCGGCUUCCUGUGUUGAUGGCCUCGACGCCAAGAACGUUCUGAUCAAGGGAGGAGAAUGGAAACUUGGCGUGGACGACGAGCCACUGCCAUUCCAGAUCGUCCAGGUCAAAACCAUCGUCAAGCACCCGUACUACAAGAUCGGCAGCCUGAAGAACGACGCCGCCAUCUUGGUUCUCUCUGAGAACUUACGACUGGCCAAGAACAUCCAGCCCAUUUGCCUGCCCGAGUCGGGAGAGACUCUGGACGCUUUUUACAACGGAGCUGGGGAGUGCAUCGUGACUGGUUGGGGCAAGCAGGUUCUGCAAGCCCACUUAGCUGGCAGCAUCAUGCACAGCCUCAACGUGUCGCUGCUCAACCCCGGAGAAUGCCAGGCCAAGCUGUCGUCCGACUACCCUCACUUACUGGAACAGUAUGACCAGGACAGCUGCGCGUGCGGACAGCCGUUGAACCCUGUCAACAAUAUCUGCAAGGUUGACAUCGGAAGUGCGUUGGCUUGCACCACGGACAACUCGCACUACGUACUGAGGGGAUUGUACUCAUGGGACUCAGGCUGUCAAACCGGCAACCAAAUCGCUGCAUUCUACAAAUUCGACCUCGAAUGGUACGAAUGGGCGAUCGGCCUGAUCGAGAGCACCCGCUUCGCGAAAUUCGCCAUCGGCUUUAAAGUAACCCAGAACCGCUUCUCCAGUCAAAUCAAGGGCAGCAGCAGCCAGUUCGGAGGCAACAGCCAAUACAACAGCGGUGUUAAGGGAGUCACAUCAAGCGGGAUCAAGGGUGGCGUUAAAGGUGCCGGUUUCCAGGAACAAACUGGUGGAUUGAUCGCUGGAGCAUUCCAAGGAUCGUCAGCCACCGCCUCAGCGACCACCGGCUCAUCAGGAACAGGUUUCGGAUCUGGAAUAUCCGGAUCAGGAUUCGGCAACGGAGCCGGUUUCGGAUCCGGCGCAGGCUUCGAAGGCUCAGCCAUUAAAGGCGGAUUCGGCACAGGCCAGUUCGGCUUCAGCCAGUUCGGCUCCANUGAAACUUGUGUGCAAAUCUUUGGUCUUCUAAGUCAGCGCCAUCUAGUUUGUCUAUAA
Molecule: messenger RNA, 4462 nt
Organism: Ostrinia furnacalis (Asian corn borer)
Lineage: Eukaryota; Metazoa; Arthropoda; Insecta; Lepidoptera; Crambidae
Product: inactive serine protease scarface
Exons: 15
Coding region: 125-4462 (1445 amino acids)
Biological process (GO): proteolysis
Molecular function (GO): serine-type endopeptidase activity
Source: RefSeq, a predicted model, not a curated record